This is a messenger RNA of Mesorhabditis belari, 1098 nucleotides long. Lineage: Eukaryota; Metazoa; Nematoda; Chromadorea; Rhabditida; Rhabditidae. The record is from the annotation of a GenBank genome assembly.
AUGAAGAGGCUGUCGAUAGGAGCUUGCUUAGCUGGUUUAUGUCCUGCUGGUUCGGAAUGCAUUGGAAGCUUCUGUUGUAAAACGAAAAGAUCCGAGUCAUCGACAAAAGAAGAGGAGAUUGAAGAAGAGGGAAGUCCCGAGUAUGGAACGUGCGCGAGUGGGUAUCAUGCUAUUGGAGAAUGCAUCUCGGACACUUGCCCUGAUGGUUAUAUUUGCGAGGACUCGAAGUGUUGUAAAAUCUUGAAUAACGUGCGUGUUUUUACAUUGAAACCUGUGAGAACGACUGAAUCCUUUACUACACCAUUAACAACUGAAAAAUUGACUAAUACUGGGAGUCAAGAGGAAAUCACGAAAAAUGUUAUCACCGAAGAUUCGGAAGAAAAUGAGAUUGAACAAUUGAAAAAGGAAUAUCAAAAGUUGAAGGAAUUAUUGGAGAAAAAGAUGAAAUCAAAAUGGAUUACAACGACGAAAGUUGAGAUGAACACAACUACGCUUCAACCAUCAACAACAACUGUUCAAGAGAAAUUGGAUUCAGAAGAGGAUGGAGAAGAAGAAGAAAAAGAGACAAAAGAGAAAUCGGAAGAAGUUGAAGAAACAACUGAAGAGAUGACAACAAGCACAAUGAGUACAAGCACAAAGUUCUCUAGUCUCACCUCAACGAGAAAACCGACAACAACAGCAACAACAACAACGACAACAACAACUCCAUCAACGACAACUGAAGCUGAUACAACAACAGAAGAAGAGAAACAGCAUUGCCCUGUUGGGGGACCGAUUGGAGAAUGCAUCAGCGGUCAAUGUCCAGAAGGUCACACUUGCUUCAACAAUUUCUGCUGCAUUCUGACUCCCGAGUUGAACUGUACUGAUUCCUUGAGUAAUUGUAAAGCAGAGCUCUGUGAUCGACGGGGAUACAAGGAUUUCAUGACAAGGCAAUGCUCAAAGACUUGUGCUCGAUGUCAUUUUAUCUUAGGCGAGAAGAUCGAGUGCCGAGAUCGUCGAACGGAUUGUGCUGAGUGGGCAGCUGAAGGCUUUUGUCAAUCAACCCUUUACACAACACGACAAAAGAUGAAAUUCUGUGGGAAAAGUUGUAAACUAUGU